UAAAUAGGGUCCCACAAUGGCCGUGGCCGGUUGCGCUCGGAGCUGCGGGGUCAGGGACGGGAGCUGGCCGCACGGGUCUGCGUCCUGGUGGCUGAGUGCAGGUGCUCGGUGCUCCGGGGGAGCGGUGAUCUGCGGCCAGGGGGGUCCUCCUAAUCUCCCUUGUCUGCCCAGUUGAAUUUGGGGACAAAAGCUCUUCCUGCUUUCGGAGGACUUGCUGGUCCUCGGAGAAGGGAUAGCGAGGCGAGUGGGGAGAGCAGGGCUUUCCCGCGUGUCUGCGUGGGGCGCAAGUGAGCGCCAUGCCCCGCUGCGCCCUCGCGGCGCUGUGCCUUUGGCUGCGCCUGGCGCCGGGAGUGCUCGGCGCGCCUUGUGAGGCCGUUCGCAUCCCCAUGUGCCGGAACAUGCCCUGGAACAUCACGCGGAUGCCCAACCACCUGCACCACAGCACCCAGGAGAACGCGAUCCUGGCCAUCGAGCAGUAUGAGGAGCUGGUGGCCACCAACUGCAGCGCGGUGCUGCGCUUCUUCCUGUGCGCCAUGUACGCGCCCAUCUGCACGCUGGAGUUCCUGCAUGACCCCAUCCGGCCCUGCAAGUCGGUGUGCCAGCGCGCGCGCGACGACUGCGAGCCCCUGGUGAAGAUGUACAAUCACAGCUGGCCCGAGAGCCUGGCCUGCGACGAGCUGCCGGUCUACGACCGCGGCGUGUGCAUCUCUCCCGAGGCCAUAGUCACCGACCUCCCAGAGGAUGUGAAGGGAAUGGACAUCACGCCAGACAUGAUGGUGCAGGAAAGGCCUCUGGACGUUGAUUGCAAACACCUGAGCCCAGAUAGAUGCAAGUGCAAAAAGGUGAAGCCAACCUUAGCAACUUACCUGAGCAAGAACUACAGCUAUGUUAUUCAUGCCAAAAUAAAAGCCGUGCAGAGAAGUGGCUGCCAUGAAGUCACGACAGUGGUGGAUGUAAAAGAGAUCUUCAAGUCAUCCUCACCCAUCCCUCGAACACAAGUCCCACUUAUUACAAAUUCUUCCUGUCAGUGUCCACACAUCCUGCCCCACCAGGAUGUCCUCAUCAUGUGUUAUGAGUGGCGUUCAAGAAUGAUGCUUCUUGAAAAUUGCUUAGUAGAAAAAUGGAGAGACCAACUUAGUAAAAGAUCUGUUCAGUGGGAAGAGAGGCUGCGGGAACAGCAGAGAACAGUUCAGGACAAGAGGCGGACAGCCGGACGCACCAGUCGCAGUAAUCCCCCCAAACCAAAGGGGAAGCCGCCUGUUCCAAGAACAGCUAAUCUGAAGAAGAACAUCAAAGCUAGAAGUGCUCAAAAGAAACCAACCCCCCAAAAAAGUGUGAACUAAUUGCUUUCCAAGAUGGAAACAUCCUGGCCGGAUAAGACAGUAUUGCCUGAGACAGGUGCGGAAGGACACACACUCUUGCCUUAAGGACUCGCUGCAACACUUCUCACAGGCACAUUUGCAGCUCUUUUCUUAGUAAUAUGCUUCAGUUUUCUUGUUAAUAUUCUAGCCGUAUAGGUGGCUGGUCCUCUAGUAUGGAAGGUAUGAGAGUAUAGCUGGUCAGAAAAUGUUGUGCAUCAGGAGUGGCCUGUGUGCAUAUUCUGUGGGACCUCCAUGGGAGAGAGUGUGCUCUUAUUCAGACAGUUUGGCCUCAUGAGGAUAUUGUAAAAUUAACACUUUAUUUCAAAGAAAACACUUAAUUUUUAACAAAAUACCUUACUUCUGUUUCAUUUCUGUUAGGAGGUUAGUGGUAUUUUAAAUGUGAUUGAAGACAAAGGUUGAAUAAAGCAAGCGGAAUGAAUGUUCAGAAGAUCUUUAUGUGUUCACUGUCUGCAAAACAAAUUUUCUGAUGAAGAGUUUUGGUUUUUAAAUUUAGAACUGUAGGAGAUGGGAAAUUGUAAUGCUGUUUGUAAGAUUUUCAGUUCUGUUUCUAGACAAAAACUUUAAAAAAUUAAAUUUAUAAUGACCAACCAAUAAAAAGGAGAUGCAGA
This is a messenger RNA of Jaculus jaculus (lesser Egyptian jerboa), 1990 nucleotides long. It is a transcript of the gene Sfrp4, whose product is annotated as secreted frizzled related protein 4. Gene Ontology annotation, molecular function: Wnt-protein binding. The record is from RefSeq and is a predicted model, not a curated record. Lineage: Eukaryota; Metazoa; Chordata; Mammalia; Rodentia; Dipodidae. Gene Ontology annotation, cellular component: cytoplasm. The coding region runs from base 297 to 1343 and encodes 348 amino acids. Gene Ontology annotation, biological process: non-canonical Wnt signaling pathway; canonical Wnt signaling pathway. The transcript is spliced from 6 exons.